GCAUCUCUUACUUUUGAGAGAAUGAGAAAUUAUAUGACAUUUUAUUUAAUUAUUUAUUUAAUUUUAUUAUUAUUCAGCAUUUUACUUUGGACGCGUCAAAACGGUCAACGACAAAAAAAGCGUUUUAAUGCUGUCAAGCAAGACAUUAGAACACACGUUUCCUUUGCAUUUUCAAUGUUAAAAAACGAGUUGCAGCCAUUUUCAGUCUUAUUAAGCAAUACUAAGUAUUUUAAAAAAUGUGUCACGUUGCUUGCAACCGUUUAUAUAAUCCCCUUCUCACAUAUUGUUGAAAACUGUUUGCAUAAAGGAGAUAACACGUGACAUUGUUGUUCUUUGGCGUCUCAGUCGCGCCGUUUAUUGUACCGCCACUUCACACUGCAACUUUAUUUCCGACACUUCCGGUUUCCUCCACGCUGCUCGACUGGGCUGGUGUCGCUGACCCCGGGGUUGCUGACGUCUGCGGUGCGACCACUUAAAAUGCCUCCGCUCAAGUUCUGCGCCAAUAUUUCCUGGUUAUUCACCGAGCGUCCCGAUUUCAGCCAGCGGAUGUACGCGGCUGCCGCCGCCGGUUUCCGGGCAGUGGAGGCGGCCUGGCUGUACGACUGCGACCUGGAGGAGUUGCAGCGAACCCGGGAAGCGACUGGUGUGGAGGUGGUCCUCAUCAACACACCCCCUGGAGAUAUAGCGUCAGGAGAUCUGGGUCUUGGCGCGGUACCGGGAAGAGAGCGCGAGUUCCGACAGGGACUGGAUCUGGCCAUGAAGUAUGCAAAGGGUCUGCAGUGUAAAAAGAUCCACCUGAUGGCUGGGAGGAUCCCGCGGGGCUCAGUCAGAGCUGCUGUCAGCAGGGACAUGGAGAGCACCUUGGUGAAGAACCUGCAGUGCGCUGCUGACCUGCUGGCACAGGAAGGAAUGACCGGGCUGAUUGAACCCAUCAACUCCAGGAUAACUGACCCCAGAUACUUCCUGGACUCUCCUCAUCAGGCAGCCGACAUCCUGAAGAAGGUUGGAAAGCCGAACAUCAAACUGCAGAUGGAUAUCUUCCACUGGCAGAUAAUGGAUGGAAACCUGACCAAAAACAUGGAGACCUACCUACCGCAGAUCGGACACAUUCAGGUUGCUCAGGUUCCCGGUCGGAACGAGCCGGACAGUCCCGGAGAACUCAACUACAGCUACUUGUUCUCCAAACUUGAGAGUCUGGGAUACCAGGGACACGUCGGCUGUGAAUACAAGCCCCUCGAAUCCACAGAAGAAGGUCUUGGCUGGUGGAAGAACUCCACAACAUCAUGAAAAUAGAAAAGAUGAUGAUGAAAGUGGCACUUAGGAACCACACGGCUUCCGUCAUUCAAUGCCUCAACAGCGGCACACGUGUAGGAACAAACCACACAUGAUCAGAUCACCAAGCUUCCUGGCUCUUUAUUCAGUAGUGGAGACAGUAUAAAUCGUCCUGUAUGUACAGAACACACAAAAGUGGUUUUUAAUGAUUUCUUUUGUACAUAAUUACAGUUGGAGUCAGUGCUGAGUGUGUACAGUGAUCAAAUCAACUUAUUCCUCCUUCACAUUAUACUGUCAGUUUAAAUUUUAAACCAACAUGUCCAGAAGCCCUGGAGAAGCUCAAAACCUCUUUGGUUUCAGUCAAAAUACAUUUACUCAGUCGGUGACGAGCGGAUUGGUUCAGGAAACGCGCGCCAACUCUUCCACCCUCAAAGUUAUUUAGGCACUUCCAUUGCAUCAUGUGCUGCAGUUGCUGCACAGGUAAAUAUUCACUUCACCAUAUGGGGAUUCAGCGUGACCUAGCUCAGCAGGCACUUCAGGGCAGGAGAUGUGGCAGCGUGCCACGGCAUGGCUGUCAACCAGAAGGCACCAAGUAAACGUCCCAUCACAAAUCCUCGGGUUUUAGAACGGUCCGAUCCGUUAAAACCAGGGAUGUGUGGAUGAAGAGUUCAGAGGAGUUUCAAAAGAAACUUCAACACGAGUCUACUCCUUUUUCUCACAGUGCUACAGUUUAACACUCAAGUCAACGCGGUUCUGCCGAUUUGCUUCAUUCAGGUUGAACUCAUCCAUGAAAAGAUGAGGAACCCUCUCUGUCGUCAUUUAUUUUUAAUACCUGACAGCCAGUGGAGGAGAUGAGAGAUGAUGCUAAUAAGUUAAUGUCCUGAUGCCAAGCGCCAAAGAGCCAAUGGCGUUCAUGUGCGGGGGGCAGUGUGACAGUGGUGGCCAGGACAUGAUCCUUCUUAAAAAAAGAGAAAAAUGAUUCCUUUAAAAAGCACAACCAUUAAAAAUCAUCUCCCACAGGAGAAUGGAAAAAAAAACAACCUAUCAAAUAUGGACACUACCACGUCCAGGUAAUGGAACGCAUCUAUAAGAGUUUCAGUUGAAAUAAUGGAUCCAGUAUCCUGCUGAAAACAGACCACUAGCCAACAGGCUCACGUGUCCUUCACCUGGAGGAUGAGAACAUUCUCACCUCCUGGAGCUUUGAUUCAUUUUCACCAGCGAGGGAAAAGUGAACAAGGUCACAAUGGUUACUUAGCUACAGCAGACCAGUCCACAGGUUGUAGCAGGCUGUGUUGAUGACCGACUCAAGGUGAUGGUACAUGGACACCAGCUGAGGCGGAGGACUGCUGCUGGGCUGCGGCUGAGGUGGCAGCGGCUCCCGAAACACCACCUUCAAGCUCUGAGCAGAAAACGGUGAAACUUAAAAGUGGUCAGGAGAACAUGACGCUCUGACCUUGGUGAGGGAACGCACCGUUUUUGCUGCCUGGUUGUCCAGAAAGACCAGGACAAAGCAGUCUGUGAACUUCUGGUUGAGAACCGCCUGGAACGAGCAUGAUAGGAAUGAUUCAGAGUUUGAAUGACUGAUCAGGAGAAGGAUGGUUUCCUGUUACGUUCAUUGAUGAUGACCUUUCACUUCCUGCACAUUUCAGAUCAUCAAACUCAAAUGUUGCAGACUCAUCAGUACUCCUCAGGUUGACCUUUGACCGAGUGUUUUCCAGUCUAGACUUCCUCUUCCCAAAGAUCGGACGAGUCUCUUUACUCAAUUUAAUUUUAGAGUAGAUGGAGGGGAAAGAGAUCCGCUGCACUGAGAAAACAUCCUGGGGAGAACCAUGAGGCGAGACAGGCAGCAUCGCCGCAAACUUUGGGCCAUGUUGAACAACAAUAUCCCUUUAUCGCUAACCAUUUUCUAGCUACAACCUUUUAAAAUAUUGAUAUUAAAGUGGAAUAUUUCAUUGAAAAAAAGGUUAAUUAACAUUGACACUGUGUUCAUGGAUCUGAACAAGCCGAUUAGACUCAGAAAUCUUAUUCCAUCCCAAAGACAUGCCGCCAGACACAGUGAAUUCAUCAGAUCCCAUUUUGACAUGAAUAAAAUGUCCCACAUGAAUACAGCUGGUUGAACGUGUAAAGGCAGCAGUAUAGUGCCAACAUUCAUCGUUGUUGCAGCUGGGAUCCGCUGAAGAAAAGGUCACCUGACGACACAAAGAAUGAGUCAGUCUCACCAAAUACUGGAUGCCGUUGUCGUCAAAGUGUCUGCAGCUCUGAGGAAAGCGGUUCAGCAGGACUCGGAUCAGGCCCUGGUACCAGGCUGGACUCAUGGUCAGGAAACAGUCCUGCACAAUCAGGUCACAGUCUCACACACCGGCACUUUAACAAAGGAGUUCAGACUUCAUCCCAACAGUGCAGCAGGCUUCUGUCAUCUCGCUGAAUUUGGAUUUAAACAAUGGCCGGAAUAAACGGACAGUCGCGCUGCACGCAUCUAAUUGGGCCUCAGGGGUGAUGUAAUGUGUAUGA
Messenger RNA from Synchiropus splendidus (mandarinfish), 3783 nucleotides. RefSeq names its product hydroxypyruvate isomerase (gene hyi). Gene Ontology annotation, biological process: glyoxylate metabolic process. Gene Ontology annotation, molecular function: hydroxypyruvate isomerase activity. NCBI's taxonomy places the organism in Eukaryota, Metazoa, Chordata, Actinopteri, Syngnathiformes, Callionymidae. The transcript is spliced from 8 exons. The record is from RefSeq and is a predicted model, not a curated record. The coding region runs from base 478 to 1287 and encodes 269 amino acids.